Molecule: messenger RNA, 1087 nt
Organism: Octopus sinensis (East Asian common octopus)
Lineage: Eukaryota; Metazoa; Mollusca; Cephalopoda; Octopoda; Octopodidae
Product: zinc finger protein 436-like
Exons: 4
Coding region: 1-861 (286 amino acids)
Source: RefSeq, a predicted model, not a curated record
AUGAAUAUAACAGGAGAGAGACCAUAUCAGUGUGUUUUCUGUGGCCAGUCAUUCUGUGAUGGAGGGACCUUAACUAAGCACAAACGUAUCCAUACAGGUGAGAAACCUUAUCAGUGUGAUACCUGUAGUAAAUCCUUCUCCCAGUCCGAUCACUUAACUAAGCACAAACGUAUUCAUACAGGUGAGAAGCCAUUUCACUGUGAUACCUGUGGCAAAUCAUUCUCUCGGCCUAAUUACUUAAGUAAACACAAACACGUUCAUACAGGUGAAAAACCAUAUGACUGUGACAUCUGUGGUAAAUCCUUCUCUCAGAAUUUUGUCUUAACUAAUCACAGACGCAUUCAUACAGGAGAGAAACCAUAUCAGUGCGUUAUCUGUGGUCAGUCGUUCUCUGAAGGGAGUACAUUGACCAGACACAAACGUGUUCAUACUGGAGAGAAGCCUUUUCAUUGUGACGUCUGUGGUCAGUCAUAUGCUGAGGGACGUUCCCUAACUAAGCACAAACGUAUUCACACAGGGGAGAAACCUUAUCAGUGUGAUAUCUGUGGUGAAUCAUUCUCUCAAAACAGUCACUUAAAUCGACACAAACGUUUUCAUACAGGAGAGAAACCGUAUCACUGUGUUACCUGUGGCAAAUCAUUCUCUCAAAACAGUGAAUUAACUACACACACAUAUAUUCAUACAGGAGAAAAGCCAUUUCACUGUAUUACCUGUGGUAAAUCAUUCUCUGACAACUCGACCUUGACUAGUCACAAACGUACUCAUACAGGCGAGAGACAGUUUCACUGUGAUAUCUGUGGUAAAUCAUUUUUCCGAAGAAGGAACUUAACUACACAUGCAGCUAUCCAUGGGAAAAUAUGAUUGUAUCAUUGUCAAAAUCCAUUGGAAGACCCAAUAUAUAAAUCUGUUUCCCCUGUCAAAUCAUGGCUUAACCUUUGUGCUCUUAACAAUAAUCAUUUAACCCCUGACAGUAACCAUACACAUCGUGGUUACCCUUUUGAGAUAUUAUUUUACAGCCAGAUGCCCUUCCUUAUGCCAACCACUUCAGCCACGUUAGUAGAUUCUUACAUGGCAUUCACAUAGUUUA